Cotesia congregata is the source of this 10887-nucleotide messenger RNA. The record is from the annotation of a GenBank genome assembly. Lineage: Eukaryota; Metazoa; Arthropoda; Insecta; Hymenoptera; Braconidae.
AUCGAUCCCAAUCAUGUACACAAUCAGCAAAACAUGGUACAGCGUGUAAUAAGAACUGGACAGGAUAUGAGCGCUAGUGUGAGAAUGAUGAACGCUCAAACGAUUCCGCGGCCAGGUUUGAUGCAAACGACUGUCAAUGACAACACUGGUACAUCGUCUGAGGCAUCGGAAAUUCCUGAUAACGUCACUGCAGAACUGGAAAAACUCGAACAAGAAGGAGCUCCUAUGGUAGAGGUCGAGGGCGUUGGUGCAAUAUUAGGGGACUUGGCUGAUGAUGAUGAUGAGCUUUUAGCUGAAAUGGGAGCAGAUUUUAAUAUUCUCGAGUAUGCAGAUCCCGAAUUGGGUAAUAUAACAGGUGGAGAAAAAACAAAUAUUCUUGAUAUGGAUUUAGAGCAAGUUGAAGUUGAGACUAAGGAAGAAAAACAGAAGAAAGAAAAAGAGGAAGAACAAAAAUCUGAAGUUUUAGCAGUAAAUGCAACAGCACAUUCAGAUAUUGCUAACGAAUCAUCUAAUUCAGGCGUAUCGACACCCGUUGAACCGACGAUGGUUCCCAAUGUCGCUCCUGCUGCUACAGCAGCGACUAUGCCGAUUUCUGCGGCAUCCCAGCCUCAAGGUUCGAUCAUCCAGCAACAGCAGCAGCAAUCCGGAACAAUAAUAGCGCCAAAUCAUGCGCAAGCGAUGGCUGUUCAACAACAGAUGCAUCAACAAGUUCAACAAGCCGCUGCUAUGGGUCGUCCUAUGCCUCCGGGAACACGGUUACUAUCUGCCGAAGGUGUCAUUGGAGUUGUUACGUCAAGUAAUACUGUUACGAUAAGCUAUCCAUCUACUUUUCCCGGGCAUCCUCAACGAAUUCUUCAAUCACAUAUGCAACAUGGGGCUGUGCCCAGGUGGACGGGGUGUUAUGCCGCCGCGAGCCCCAGUUCAUAUUGGGCACCAAGUGCCUGGUGUUGUUCCGGGUCCACCGAUGGCCCCAAUUGUUCACACGGGUGCAACUCCUCCUUCAAUAACGCCGCAUCCACAUCGAAGACCCUUGCUUCUCCAGGAAUUGUUGUCAGUGGCUCAGCAACCAGUGGUCCUAUUAUCAGACCACCAGGUAAGCCGAGACCGCCAUCAACGCCUGGUACUCCUUGGCCACAAGCUACUGACUCUGGUAAAAUUAUACAACCUAGACAACCAAUUGCAACUCAAACACCUCCUGAAGCAAGAGUAGCGACGUUUAAUAUACCUCAAUUGCCAGCACCACCAGCUCCACCAGAAGUAAUAUCAAGUGAACAAGAUCGUCAGGUACAACUUCAGUAUGAACUUUGGCUUCAUAAUCAGCAACAAAUUUUACUGCAGCAACAAAAAUACUAUGAAACUGAAGUACAAAAAUUACGGAAGUCUCGUAAAGCAUUAAACAGCAGACAACGACAAUUGCGUAAAUCCGGUAAUGAGUUGACGGAAAUUGAUGCAGCUGAGCUGCAGCGAAUUUCCAGUGAACAGUCGAUCUUACAAAAACAGCUGGAUGCAAGUAGAAAACAAGUUCGUCAACAUGGUAUGUUAGCGCAAGAGUACAAAAGUAAACAACAGCAAAGACAAACUCAACCUCAGACAAGUGAACCGUGUUCACCAUUGAUGUCACCGUCCCAGCACUCUUCUCCGAUGCACAGUCCAGCUGGUCUAGUUUCUCACAGUCCUGGACCCGGCAGCGUACCCAGUAUGAUUCAACAUUCACCGGUUACCAUAAUUCAACACAGUCCAAACCCACCGCUAUUACAGCACAGCCCUGGUACUCAACAGCAGCAAAAUCCAGGAACAAUAUCUCCUCAUAAUAUGCAGCAAUCACCUCGGAUAGGAACUCCACAUUCGCAAAAUGAAGAGAGUCCUUUCAGUCCUGGUGCAAUGCCUUCUCCAGGUUUGUGUGGUCCAACACCUCGCAUGACUUCUCCUCAACAUCGUGCUGUGAUAAGUGGACGGCUUACCACUAGUCCCGGAGCUUUUCCACAAGAAGUCCGACAAAAUCAACAAAUUAUCAACGAGCAGGGAAUAAGAUUGCAAAAUACACAUCAAAGAUUUGUCAGACCUUCGGCACCUCCAAGUUCACCUAUGCCUCGUAGCCCAAUGAUUCCACAAACAAUGGGCUCACCAAUGUUGCAACAGCAAUUGAGUCAAAAUUCUCAGCCUCCUAGUCCUAUGGGGUCAAGAAUUCAUCCACAGCCACCUUCACCGAUGGUCUCACAGUACCAGCCACCUAGUCCAAUGGCCAGAAGUCAUCCGUCAACUUCACCCAUGCUUCAACACCAGCUCAAUAAUCAGCAUCAUCCUCCACCACCGCCACAAACUCCAAGCUCACCGAUGCCACGAAGUCCUAUGGUACCAUCACCGAUGCAAAUGCAGCGACGACAGUCCAGUGGCAACAGUCCCGCUAUGCCCGAUCGUCCUCAGAGCGUAGAAAAUCCUGGAACUCCUCGCACUCCACAUACUUACACUUACAAUGUACAAAAUUCAGGACAUGUUAAUAAUGAUCAACAGCAGCAGCAGCAGCAGCAGCAGCAGCAGCAGCAAAUGCAACAAAUAAAUCAAGAGCAAUCUAAUCAAUCAGAUUUAAAUCAAAAUCAAAACCGCGGAGGAGGAAAUCCACAUCAUCCUUUAACUCCAAUUCCCAUAAAAUCUAUUUUUGGACGGUAUGGAUAUUUUAAACCUGGUUUAAGAGGAGGCUCGCCUAUGUGGUCGACAAAGCCCGAGUGUAGUAAAGGAAAAACAGUCGAGCCAAGGAUUACAGCAGCGACCUCCAAUUUAAAUGAAGACAAACCAAAUACUUCUAGCGUAGUUCAUAGAAAAACAGGAAUAUCUCAGUCGAAAAUAAAUAGUCUAGUGCAUGCUGAUUAUAAUGAUUUUGACGAUGACUCUCACACUCCGCCACAAACUCCCCCAACAACAGAAACUAAAACAAACACGACUUCAAGUCUGGCUGUUGAAAAAUCAGUAUCAUCUUCUCUUGCUAUCGGAAGUCCAGAUAAAUUAGAAACUAUGCCGGAUACUACCGAUUACGAUGAUGAUAAAACAAUUGUCAAUGAAGAGGUUACUCUAAGCUCCACAGCUCAGAGAGACAGUGAUGAUACUGUUAUCGAAGAACUGGUUGACGUUUCACUGGGUCCGGUUGAUCCGGACGAAAUGCAAGAGUCUUUUUUUCUAUUCGAGCCUGUAGAUCUUUCGAAUGAUAGCAAUGACAUUCUGAGCCAUGCUUUGGUGAAUAACACCAAUCAAAACCAUGAGCUCGUUCAGAUUCUCCAAAUAGACCCUUCUCAAAAUGACGAUUCCAUUCUCAGCGAUGAUGAGCUCGUACCUUCGAACAGGAACAAAAAAACCCUGCGUUUGGAUAUUAUGCGCACUUUGCAGACCGGGAAGAGACUCGUUACCGUCACUGAUACUCCCGAAUCUCCGGAUCAGGAAGACAUGGCUGUCGAUCCUUCGCCUGUCACUUCGCCUUUUAUAGACAAUCCUGAUGAUAUAAUGACUCUUGGAGAAAUUAGUGCUUCUGAAGUUGUGAUAAUAGAUCCUACCAUUAAAUCUCCUGAAGAUCAUUUGAACAAAGAGUGUGAGGAAGAGGCUGAAAAAAUUGACAGUACUUUUGAAGUCUUGCAACAACCAGAGCAACCCAAUAAAUCUGAGACUAAUUCUGAUAAUUUAAAUGAAAAGAAAUCUUUUGAUUUGACGGAAAAAAUGUCAUCUGUUUCUGUUUCUAAUUCUGUUUCUGAUCCGAUUAAUGACAAGGAUCAAGUCGAUGCUGGUGAAAAAACAAAAAUAGAAAAUUCUUCGGCUUCAGAUGUGAUACUUGAAAGUAAUACUGUUUGUAAAACUACCGAAACUAUAUCUAAAUUAGUUACAACAACAAUAACAACAAUGACAACAUCAAUUACGACAAUAGCAGCAACAAGUACUACUAAUUCGGUAACCACUGUUGCUAGCACAAAACAAGUUAUUAAUUUGAGUGAUAAUCAAAACCAAGUAUUGCCUUCUGUGAUUAGUAAUGUUGCUGAUAUUAAAGUAACGAGUGAAUCAAAUAGCCAAUCUUUAGAAAUUUCUAAUUCUAGUACGAGUCCCAUUAUUACAAAUACUUUAACUAGUUGUAGUAGUGGUAAUACUAAUACUAAUACUAAUACUAAUUUAAAGACCAAAAUAAAUUCUAUUGAUACUGUUGAGCCUGAUUCAGUGGCGUCGAAAAUUUUGGCACAACUUACUGAUAAUAAAGACCGGUCAGAAAUAUGUUUCAGUGUCGCCAAUGAAAAUGUAUCUCUUUUUCCAGUUUCUAUUGAAAAUGAGGUUAGUUCUAAAUUGACUGUUGUCCCAUCAACUGCUGUUACAUUAAUGAAAACAAAAUCCAGUGAAGCUCCGAAAAAUAAUUUAAUUAAAAGUAAAGUUGAAGAUAAAAAAAUGGUUAAUAUUAGUGAAAAGUCUAAAGAAAAAAAUGAUAAUUUAUUGAAUUCUGUGAGUAAUAGCAAUAGUAAUGAAUCAUUGUUGUCAUAUUCGUCUUCUUCGCCUGUAGAAGCUACAACAGAAGAAAAAAAAAGUGAUCCUCUUAAUACGACAGAUGAAUUGGAGAGCAUGUUGGAAGCAAUUCAUAAUCCUGAUGAAAAUACCAGUGAUAGUAAAAAAAUAAUUUGUGAUAAUAAACCAGAUAUUUCAUCGUUCAAACGAAUGUCACCAGUUGCUGAUGAAAUGUCUCUGGUAAAUAUUCUAGAAAAUGAUUCCGAGUUGGUUAUUAAUGAACGCAAGGAAAAUAAAUUUCAAGAUACAGAUCAGGCUAAAGAACCGAGUGUUUUGCAUGAAAAAAUUUCUGUUGAUAAAUUCACGGACAAUAACGAAGUUGAAGAAUCUUCAGACGUUAUUUUAGAUAUGCUUCAUAAUAUAAUAUCAUCUAAACCGGAAAUGGCGAAUACAAAUAUUUUGGAAGAUCAACGCAAGUCCACGAGCAUGAUUUAUCAAAUGCCAAUGCCGUUGGACACAUUGCCGUACAAUAUUUUGCAAGACUCACUGAUGGAUUUUGAUCAACCGAUCCAAGACGAACAGGAGCCAGAAGAAAAGACUAAACAACCACCCAAGUCUCUAGAUGUUCCAGUUACUAAAACAACUCCAACUCCACUGGUAACUUCAGCUUCAAUUCCAACUACAGUUUCAACUCAAAUUUCUGCUCCAAUUCAAUCAACUGUAAACACUAUGAACACUUUACAAAAACCAGCAGCAGCAACAACAACAACAACAACAACAACAACAACAACAGCAACAACGACAACAGCAGCAACAGUAGUAACAACAGCACCAACAAUAGCAAUAACAACAGCAAUAGCAAUAACAACAACACCAGCAGCAUCAACAACAGCUGUACCUCACUUGUCUCCGCUGUCCAAACCUACGGAAUUGACGUCGAACAUGGCGACAGCAUCUCACCAACUUCGUUCCUUGUUGUCUUCUAUUCAAACCAACCAUUCAUCACAAAAUUACACGACAGCUCAAGCUGCUAUCGUGACAAUGGUGUCUUCAGCGAUGUCAAAUAGUAAAUUGGGAGUCUCUUCUCCAUCUACUGUUUCAAACUCUCUUAAUCCUCAAACAAGCUUGAGUUUUCGACUCCAAACUGUGACAAGUCCAGCGUCUAUGAGCGUUAAAUCAUCAGCAGACACCACAACAACAUUUGCUCUUCAACUUAAAGACAACAGUGUUUUAUCUUUGGGAAAAACUACGGCUUCGGAAUUUACAAAGAUAUUAACAAAUACAAUUCAAUCUCAAUCGAUUAAUUUACCGGUAGUUACAACAGUACGGUCAACUAAUUCCGGAAUAUCAAUAACAUCAAACGCGAUGUUGAAUGCAAUGUUAUCAGUAACUCCGACAGUGAAACCUUCAAUAGCUGGUCAUCGUGCUAAUACUAUCCUGACGCAAACGAGUAAUUUAUUGAGCUCUGUGUUACCGACUCCGUCGGUUCAACGUAACCAGAAUCUUCAAGCUAUUUUACAGGUAAGCUCGUCUCCGUCGCGAGUUAACACUGUGGCUUCUACAACUACUACCAAAACUACUCCAUUGACAAGUUCUGCGACGAUAAAUGUCACCACUUCAAUUCUCCAGUCAACGUUGUCUCAGACGACGUUAUUGCACUCACAGUUAACAUCAGGAUCGUCGAAUUUAUACAAAUCAACAGAAAUUCUACCGAUUGAUAAAACCAACGAGGAAAAUGUUCCCACGUCAACGGCCAAAGAUGAUGAGAUUAAGACUCAUGAUUCUGAAAUGCCCAAGCAAAAUCAUCGAAUUGAAGAUUCAAAUGUAUUGUUGAAACAAUUGCUACAAAAUACCAGGUGUGCUACCACCAGUUUGGUGGCUAAUACCUCUUCAACGACAACCAUACCAACUGCUCCAUCUUUAGAAGCACAAUUAGCUCGGCCUGUAGUUUCAACAGUGUCAUCUGCUUUGCUACCACAGCUAGUACAUAAAACUCCAACAGUAAAACCGAUUACCAAACAAUUGUUGACACGUGAAACGUCGUUUGUGUCCCAGCAAACGACUUUGCCUCAAAAGACCCCGAGCCCGCCGAUAAAAGAAGAUCCACCUACUCCAAGAGUGACCACUCCAACGGCUGUACAGUCGUUGUCUCCAAGAGGAACUGUUGAUACUAAACAUAUUCAAUUAAAUACUUUGGGAAAAUUGACUCCUAGCUUAUCAAGCGCUGUCACUCUAACAUCUUCAACUGUAACGGCAGCGAUUCCCGUAAAACCGAGUCAGAUUAAACUAGAGCCUGGAUUGAUCACCCACCAGGAAAUUACGAGUCAAUCUUCUCCGUUAAAACCCUCCUCUAUGAGCGAGUCAUCGUCAUCUUCGUCGUCUUCACAGUCAUCAUCCUCGUCGGUGAUUACCGGUCAAAAUCAGUCUCAGAUACGUAUUACGCAAGUACCGACGUCUUUUACAAAACUUGUUUCGACUUUAAGCAAGCCAGCAAUGACAAUAGCAGCUCCUCUGAAGACAGUUCAAGCUGCUACACCACAAGUGCCCAGUAAUGUUCAACAAUCAUCUCAGCCUUCUACACCAGUUGCUACUACACCACCACAAACGCCAUUGUCUACUACGCCAACUCUUAUUUCUGCCCAAAAAUCUGUACCUAUUACUAUUCAACAAUCACAACCUAUGCAACAACAACAACAACAACAACAACAACAACAACAACAACAACAACAACAACAACAACAACAACAACCGCAACCACAACCUCCACAACAGCAACUACCACCACAACAGCAAUUGCAACAGCAACAACAACAACAAUCUCAACAACCUCAACAACAGCAGCAGUUGCAACAACAACAACAACAACAACAACAACAACAACAACAACAACAACAACAACAACAACAACAACAACAACAACAACAACAACAACAACAACAACAACAACAACAACAACAACAACAACAACAACAACAACAACAACAACAACAACAACAACAACAACAACAACAACAACAACACGACCAACAACAACAACAACAACAACAACAACAACAACAACAACAACAACAACAACAACAACAACAACAACAACAACAACAACAACAACAACAACAACAACAACAACAACAACAACAACAACAACAACAACAACAACAACAACAACAACAACAGCAACAGCAACAGCAACAGCAACAGCAACAAAAGCUAACUCAUCAACAAAUACAACCAACAGUGCCUCAGACGAUGACCCAAAACUUGAGUCAUCAAGUUCAUCUACCACAGGGUACAAUUACGCAACACACAGUGCCUUUAGUGGAAGUUAAAAAAGAAAUUCUUGAUGAAGUAUUGUCUGGCAACAUUACACCACAAUUAUCUGAUACCAAAGACUUUCUUACUGCCAAAGAGGAGCUUAUGGAUGGUUCCAUUGACGAUAAGACCGAUCUUAGAAAACUAAAAAGACGUCAGUAUCAGCAAAAACGUCGCCAGAGUCAAGGAAAAGAUGCAUCAACACCUCCGCAAAAGAAACGAUCCCGCAAAGUUUCUCGUCUAGACGAAGACUAUGAUACAUUUAUUGAAAACUUAAUGAUUCAAUUGCGACAAUUGCAAGCAAUACCUGUUCUAGAGCCCUAUCUUGGACGAAACUAUGGCGUCUGUCCCAUUUACGGUUCCGGUGACUUGUCGAAACUUUGCACUCAGAAAGACUACAACCCUCGAACUGGAGAUUUACUGGGAGUUUACGGUGCCGCGAGGCUUCCUGGGGUAUCAGAUCACUACAACACCCAGCCGUUUGGUGAAUUGGAGCCACUACCAGCUCCUCAGCCAGUCUCAACUCAGCGUGGAUUUUACGAUCAAGAAUUUCCACCUCUUAAAUUAGAGGACGCGAGUGAUAAAAAAGAUUGUAUGUCAUUGUUGACCCGUGAUGUGGACACUCCAGACACUAUUGUAAGUUCUUCAUCUCCUGAGUGUGUGAUUCCCGAAUUUGUUCAUAAUUUUCCGGGGUUGAGAUUGAUUGACGACAACUCUGACGAAGAGUCUGACUGGCUAAAACGCGUCUCACCUGUUAUUCCAAUAAUUUCGCCAAUUCCCAUCAGAUUAAAGACUCCAGCAACAAUGGCAGCAGAAUUAGCAGCAGUAAAAGCAACAACAACGGCUAUUAAUACCUCAGUGACAACUACACCCGCAGUGACAGUAGCUGCUGCCGCUGCUGCUGUUAUAAAAGACACUGCUAAGCAGGAUAAAGAAAAUCUCGGAAUCACACGAAUCGGUAAAUCACCACCAGUGGCCUUACGAGAAAACAGCAAUGUUACAGUAACGCUGACACUCAAUAGUCAAGCAGCUGAUGAUAUUAUGAGAGUUUUGAAAGAUCUUGCAAAUAUAUUAAAUAUAUCACCGCCCAAUGGGUACCAAGUCGUUGAACGCACCACCACACCGCCAAGUCAAAAAUUGGGGCUCUAUAGAACUAAGGGCAAGGAUGGUAAAGAAGGAGCUCCUGUUGACAUUCAGAGUAUACUCAAUGGUGCGGCUAAAUUUUGCCGUCAUUGUGAUGUUGUUAUUUUAAAUAGUCUUAUUCGUAAAAAAGUAUCUGAAUUACCAUUUUUAAGUAAAGAUGAAGCUGAACCUGGUGAUGAACUCUGCUUCUGUUCUGUUAGUUGUUAUAUGCAAUUUGCUUUGAUACAUCGUACACCUAUCACUACUCAAGGAAAAGCUGCGACAAUUGUUGAUCACCUGGGUCAAAAAACCGACUCCAAGUUACUUGAUAGUACUUUAAAGAAAAAACUUGAAGAGAAAAAAUUAAUAGAAAAACAAAUGCUAAAUUUGGCAGAAAUUAACAUGGAGCCGAUGGACAUUUGCAAUGCCAUUAAAAUAAAAACCGAGAAAGAGGACCUAGACCUUCAUGACCACAUAAAGCAAGAACUUGUUGAUAAGCGACCAAAGAAACAUCCCGCAGAUCUUCCAACUGAUCUCGAGUUUGAACCACCCUCAAAACUGCUUCGGGGUACAAAAUACAAGGUCUGGAGUAUGGGUGUUCUCCAGCCGACGAAAAAAUACAAAAAGCCCUCGGAUAAAGACAUAACUGACCUGCUGUUCCGGAUGGCUGUGACAGUGAACCCUGCGAAGAACGAGGACAGUCGACGCUGUAUGUUUUGUCAAAAUCAAGGAGACGGCGCUGCUGAUGGUCCUGCGCGGCUCUUGAAUUUUGACGUAGACAAGUGGGUCCACUUGAACUGCGCGCUCUGGUCUGAGGAUGUUUAUGAGACAGUAAACGGAGCUCUGAUGAAUUUGGACACUGCUUUACAACACAGUCUCGCAAUGAAUUGCAUCGUAUGCGAGAAACCCGGAGCUACUGUAAAGUGUUUCAAGAUGCGGUGCACCAAUGUCUACCAUUUGGGUUGCGCUGAAAAGGCUGGUUGCGUGUUUUACAAAAAUAAAAGCACUUUUUGUUCUCAGCACGUUCAGAAAAAUGAAAAAGACAACGAAUUAACAACUUUGUCCGUCUACCGACGGGUUUACGUUAAUCGGGAUGAAAAUCGACAAGUUGCCGCAGUAAUGCAUCACACCGAGCGCAAUCACCUUUUACGAGUCGGUAGUUUAAUUUUUUUGAACGUCGGACAACUUUUACCUCAUCAACUUCCAAAUUUUCACACUCCGCAUUAUAUUUAUCCCGUGGGCUAUAAAAUUGUCAGGUUUUAUUGGAGUAUGCGUCAACCUAACAAGCGGUGUCGGUACGUCUGUUCUAUUCACGACAAAGACGGACUCCCGGAAUUUCGGAUUCUUGUCCAGGAGUCCUCUCACGAAGACAGCGAGUAUGUCGGUAAAACUCCAAGAGCAGCUUGGGAACACAUUUUGGAACCACUUUCUAAAUUAAGAGAAUCCACCAACAGCAUUAAAUUGUUUCCACUGUAUGUCUCCGGAGAAGAUCUUUUUGGCUUGACAGAGCCGGCUAUCGUCAGAGUCUUGGAGAAUUUACCCGGAGUUGACACCCUGACUGAUUAUAAUUUCAAGUACGGAAGGAACCCUUUGCUGGAGCUGCCUCUGGCGGUGAAUCCCAGUGGAAGUGCUAGAACUGAGGCGAGAUUGAGGAACCAACUGCCUUGGAAGAGACCACACACUCAGAGAACUGGCUCCUCCGCAAGGGCAACCUUCUCACCUACAAACACUGUCGCCGGCGAGACAACUUGUCCUUAUUCGAAACAGUUUGUUCACUCUAAGAGCUCACAGUACAAAAAAAUGAAACAAGACUGGAGAAAUAAUGUUUAUUUAGCGAGAAGUAAGAUCCAGGGGCUCGGGCUUUAUGCUGCUAGAGAUUUGGAGAAACAUCAGAUGCUGGCAUAUGAUUAUAAAUUUGAUAUUGAAGACGACCAACAUAAAAUAGCUUGCGCAUGUGGAGCACCAAACUGCCGUAAGUGGAUGAACUAA